Marasmius oreades (fairy-ring Marasmius) is the source of this 1449-nucleotide messenger RNA. RefSeq lists its product as uncharacterized. Lineage: Eukaryota; Fungi; Basidiomycota; Agaricomycetes; Agaricales; Marasmiaceae. Gene Ontology annotation, molecular function: ATP binding; protein kinase activity. The coding region runs from base 56 to 1333 and encodes 425 amino acids. The record is from RefSeq and is a predicted model, not a curated record. The transcript has 3 exons. Gene Ontology annotation, biological process: protein phosphorylation.
AUCACGGAUAGCUCGGUCGACGGCCCCUUGGGUCAGGUCUCUCUCACCACCCCUCAUGAAGUACAUCGCCAGCCACCAACCUCACACUCUUGUCGUUCUCCUGUUCGGGUUACAAUUGGUCAAAGUCGACAUCCCUCGCUCAUGUUACGUCCGACGACUUGUCGAGAGAAUUCUCGAUUCUGGCGACUUCGAUAUCUCACCUAAGGUCCAGGAAAUUGCACGACAGUACAAAGCACGAAAUUUUCGCUGCUUUACGCCGGAGAAACCUUUCUCCAUCUGUGACAUGAACGACAUUCCCAAGCCAGAGGACCUGCCGGCGGACCUGAUCGCAAUUUGGCCUCCAGAGCUGGGGAAAACCUCUGUCUGUGCCGAUGAGUAUUUACCUUCAGAUGGAUCAUGCCUCAACCUCAUUGUCGAGGAGCCCUUGCCUAUUGAACAAAUACCCGCAGGAGAAAAAGGAGAUGAACCUGCACGAUUUCGGUCUCGCGAAGUUGUCCUCUACUUGAAUCAAUAUCAAGCUGAGGUUUUUCCCUCAACGGAACACAGGGUUGUGGCUCGGGGAUACAUGGGCGACAAAUCCAAUGUCAUUUGGUGCAAACUUGUCGACGAAGACGAACGGAACACGUUUGAAUCUCUUCAAUCUCUUGGUUGUGAAAGUCAUCACAUCGUCACCCCUCUUCUCCCUCCCUAUCCGCUUCCUACUGGCCAAUACUUGGUCACGAUGCCAAAUUAUGGUUCUGACCUGAGCAAAGCAGAGGGAUCGCAAUUUUGCGGUCAUACCAUUCACCGAAUCACUCGCCAGCUUUGUGUGGCCAUUCGAUUUCUCCAUACUCAUGGGUAUUAUCACCUUGACAUCAAACACCAGAAUAUAGCCAUCAGUCGCGACUCUCCUGAUAUCACCGUUCUUGACCUUGGGUGUGUCGUGAACGGGGGGCGAAGUUGCGUUCUUUUUGGUGUCACUGGCACAUGCAGGUGUGUGGCACCAGAGGUUCAGGUAUGGCACGAUCAUGACCCAGAUGAUUGCGUUGAAGUCGACGAAGCCAACGAACCACCACCCUAUGACCCUCGGAAAGCGGACAUUUGGGCGAUAGGGAAUGUUGUCUGCUAUCUGCUGGAGAAGGAAGGGGCUAAACCGGACUACCAGACUGAGCUUCAGGAAUUUGGAGAAUGGCUGAUGAGUGAUAGUCCGGACAAGCGACCGACGUUGGAUCGGGCCAUAGAACGUCUCGAUAAGAUGGGUGGUGCUCCACUAGUUACUCAAAUUGUCGAGAAUGCUUCAGCCUCGUAUUACACUGACCGCCUUCUCAUUUCACCCUUGAUCUCUGCAUGCUGAUGCGUUGGCCGGCGAUUUUUGGCUCAUCCUUUUUGUAGACAUAAUAUUACUUUAUUUUCGCAAAUCGUGCACCUUGGCCACACGUAUGCCAAGUUUACCAAAAAUUCUGCUCUGCA